Messenger RNA from Anopheles nili, 809 nucleotides. Its product is annotated as protein PDF. Lineage: Eukaryota; Metazoa; Arthropoda; Insecta; Diptera; Culicidae. Bases 1 to 315 code for a protein of 104 amino acids. The record is from RefSeq and is a predicted model, not a curated record. Gene Ontology annotation, molecular function: hormone activity. Gene Ontology annotation, cellular component: extracellular region. The transcript has 2 exons. Gene Ontology annotation, biological process: response to light stimulus.
AUGGCAAAAGUUAGUGCUGUAUGUGUUCUUAUGGUGUGCCUGUGGCUGAGGGUGAGCGCUGGCCUGCCGUCGUACGAAGAAGAGCGUGAUUUGGAUAAAGAACUGUACAUCCGGCAGUUGGCCGAGUGGCUUGCAGAUCAAUCGACAGACUUCCUGAACGAUCUCAUCAAUUUCCCACCGUGUCGACCAUGUAGCUAUGAACAGCACAGGCAACCCGCUACUGCGGUUCCGAGGGCGACGUAUGCGAAGCGUAACUCCGAGUUGAUAAAUUCGCUGCUGAGCCUUCCGAAGACGAUGAAUGACGCUGGCAAGUAACUGCCCUCGCGUGAGGAUAUAACGCUCUGUUGUUGGACUCCACAUAAUAGAAGGAAAUGGAACGAAAAGUAUCCGAAACCAUGCUUUAGGGAGUUUUGCGAGAGAGCAUUUAAAUGAGGACGAGAUCCGUGGACAUCUUCCAACCUACCAGAUCCGCAGAUUCAAUUCCGUUGCGCAGUGUUGAAUUUGUUUUAUUCUUCAAAGUUUAUUUCCAUUGCAUCAUCCUCGUGAAAUGCCGCAAGUGCUAGUGUAAUAGGGAGAAAAUGAACAUCUAUCAGAUAAAAGACCAUAUUGAUGUUACCACUGAACUGAUGGUAAAAUAUAAAAGAUCCGCUUCUACCUAAAUUUAUCGCUAUCGAUCGCUACUAAAAUGUACUCAUAUCCGUUUGCUAAUCAGGUUCGGCUCACAUUCGUUUGUCCGUAUUAGGUUACAAUCCUUGCCAGAGCGUUCAUUUCGAAGGAAAUGCUCUGAAGCAGACGUUGUUUAAAAUAAA